AUGACGGCCAUCACCCAGAACCUGCCGGGUCCCAUCCGCGACCUCGGCAUAUCUCUACUUGGAGACGAGAAAUGCUACGUGUCUAUUGUCGAGCACCUUAACUUUGGCGACACGCCAUGUCUCAAACUGGCUGUAUCGAAGGGCCUCGGGAUUGGCCUCGUCGUGGGCGGUAGCAUCAUGAAGCUCCCUCAACUACUCCUCAUCACCUCCUCGCGGUCCGCGGCCGGCCUCUCCCUACCCGCGUACAUCCUCGAGACGCUCUCCUACGCGAUCACCGCCGCCUAUUCGCUGCGCCACAACUAUCCCUUCAGCACAUACGGCGAAAACGCGUUCUUGACGCUGCAGAACGUCAUCAUCAACUUCCUCAUCAUCGCCUACGCCCCGGUGCCGCGUACGCACGCGGCUUUGGCCCGCAAACCUUCGCGCGCACCGCAACUCCUCUUCCUCGCGUUUGGCACCGCAAUAUCCGCCCUCGGACUGGCUUUGGCGCCUCAACACGUGCUAUCAUACGCACAAGCCGCGACGCUCCCGCUCUCAGCGCUCAGCAAGCUCCCUCAAAUCGCCCAGAACCAGCGCGCACGUUCGACGGGCCAGCUCUCUGCUUUCGCCGUCUUCGCCCAGAUCGCAGGAUGCGCAGCGCGCCUAUUCACCAAUGCCGCCGAAGUCGGCGACUCGCUGCAGGCAGCCGGCUUCCUACUCGCGCUAGUGCUCAACGUCAUCCUGGGCGUCCAGAUGGUUGCGUUCUGGGGGCAGGGCACCGUGGAGAGCCGCAAGGAGGAGACAUGGGCGGGAGAUGAGAAGGGCCGGUUGCCGCAGAGGAGCGAGUACGAUCAGAGGGUGGAUGUGGUUGUUCCGCCCAAGAGCCCCGUGUAUCAGACGGGCGUACAGCAACCCGCUGCACAGCCUGCUAGGCGCUGGGCAAGGAAGGUCGAUUAG
Peniophora sp. CBMAI 1063 is the source of this 936-nucleotide messenger RNA. The record is from the annotation of a GenBank genome assembly. NCBI's taxonomy places the organism in Eukaryota, Fungi, Basidiomycota, Agaricomycetes, Russulales, Peniophoraceae.